GAGUUUAUUUUUAUUUUUUGGUUGCAAAGAAUCGAAGAAGAAGAUUAUGAUUCCGAUGAAGAUUCCCACAAUCACGUUCAGAACCAUGAUGGUUGUGAUCCCAUGAGCUUUUGUGGCGAGUAUGAUUGUCCAAUCACCACCAUUGAGAGUUAUCUUCAAAACCAGAUGCCACAAGAACAAGUAGCCCGAGCACUUCAAGAAGCGGGCUUUUGUUUGGAUGACAAGGACACUGAUAUGCACCACGUUGAAAGUUUUUCAUGGCCAAGUUUACUGGAUUUCGGUCAAGUCUGGAUUGCUAGAAAGAAUGCAGAAAAAAGCUAUCAAUUGGGAUCUUCUUUAAACAUCAGCAGUUAUGCAAAGUGGAGAAAGAAUCCAAUCUUCCAAUCACAACGAUGCAAUGGAAUGAAGUAUAACAAGAUUGACUUCAAGCCCGAUGCAUCACUGGACAAAGAUCUAAAAUUAUUAUGCCAAAAUAUCUGUUUAAGGGAUUGGACUUCUGAAAAACCAGUCACCUCAUUGCUUUACGCACUUGGUUCAAUGGACUCGAGAAAAUUACUAGAGACAAUCAAGUCACAAUUGGACAAAACUGAGGAGAUUGGGGAGUUGGUUUGCUAUUAUGCCAGAGAAGGAGGAGUGGUUCAGGUGGCUGCUCUGUUGAUGGUGGCCUGGAAAAAGGUGAUGGUCGUGGACUCAUUUGACAGUAAAUAUGGUGCUAGUUGUGGUAGAAGUAAGAUUCGCCAAUUUUUAAUGAGCGAGAUUGAGAGGCUGAUUGACAAAGAGAUGCAACAAUUGGGAAAAUCGACAAAGAUACAUAUGGAUAAGCAAAACAUGACAUCGAACAAGAUGUUUACAGAUAAGCAAGAUAUGAUGUCUGCAUUGCAGUUGCUUGAAAUUUUUGAGAGGGCUGGUGAUGGUCUUGAUCAAUUCAUUCAGGAGAGACAAUGCAGUGAGAUGACAAAAGAAGAUUCUGCAGAGAUCGUAUGUUUGCUUUCAGGUCUUGUCUGCACCUCAAAUCCGAAAGUCACCUUGAAAUGUGGAGUUGCAUUAGGUGCUCAGAGUAUGAAUUAGAUGAAGGAGAAUCACCAUCAGGUAAUUAUUAACUUAAUCUUCUCAUUUAUUAUUUUUGUUGCUUUGUGGGAAUGGAAGGAAAGGUGGACGGGGAUUAGGGAGCAUAAUAGAAGACUGUUG
Messenger RNA from Populus euphratica (Euphrates poplar), 1188 nucleotides. RefSeq lists its product as uncharacterized. The record is from RefSeq and is a predicted model, not a curated record. The transcript is spliced from 9 exons. The coding region runs from base 103 to 1068 and encodes 321 amino acids. Lineage: Eukaryota; Viridiplantae; Streptophyta; Magnoliopsida; Malpighiales; Salicaceae.